Molecule: messenger RNA, 2810 nt
Organism: Artibeus jamaicensis (Jamaican fruit-eating bat)
Lineage: Eukaryota; Metazoa; Chordata; Mammalia; Chiroptera; Phyllostomidae
Gene: ATRIP
Product: ATR interacting protein
Exons: 13
Coding region: 89-2527 (812 amino acids)
Biological process (GO): DNA repair; DNA damage checkpoint signaling
Source: RefSeq, a predicted model, not a curated record
CGGCGGCGCGCGGGCGGUUGGUCCUGCGUUCGGUCUUCUUGGCUACGAGAUCCGGUUCCGUGCUUUCGGGGACUCGCGGGCGCCAGGCAUGGCCGGAGCCCCCGCGCCAGGCAGCAGAAGGCGGAGCGGGCCCCAGGCCCCUACUCCUGGCCCGCCGCCCGGCGCCCGGCAGCCUCCGAGCAAGCGGGCCCGGGGCGUCCCCGCGGCCGCAGCUCUGGACCCCGAGGACCCGUUUGGCCCUCACGAGGAUUUCACCGCGGACGACCUGGAGGAGCUCGACAUCCUGGCGUCACAGGCCCUGAGCCAUUGCCCGUUCGCGGCCCGGGAUGUGUCCAGUGCUCAUAAUGUGCCCAGAUUAGAUGGAAUGCCCAAAAAUUCUGCAGGCAAAAACAGAGAGAGUGUUCCAGUUAAAGAUAACUUUGAAUUAGAGUUACUUCAGGCCCAGUAUAAAGAACUUAAAGAAAAGAUGAAGGCAAUGGAAGAAGAAGUCCUCAUUAAAAAUGGAGAAAUUAAAAUUCUGCGGGACUCGCUGCACCAAACAGAAUCCACUUUAGAGGAACAGAGAAGAUCACAUUACUUUCUUGAACAGGAGAAAGCUCAAGCUCUCAGUGACAAAGAAAAGGAAUUCUCCAAAAAGCUCCAGUCAUUGCAGUCCGAACUCCAGUUUAAAGAUGCAGAGAUGAAUGAAUUAAGGACAAAGCUUCAAAGCAGUGAACGAGCAAAUAAACUAGCUGUUCCCUCCAUCUCCCAUGGCAGUCCUAGGAAAAGCCCUUCUGUGGUUCCAAAGCCAGAAGCAUGUUCUCCACAAUUUGGAAAGCCAUCUUUCCCUACAAAGGAGUCUUUCAGUGCUAACACGUCCCUUCCCCUCCCCUGCCAGACAGAGCCCGGAUACAAGGCGCUGGCGGGCAGAGAGGUUUCAGAAAAUAAAACCCACAAUCUGGGAGGUGACCCCAUAAAGCAAGAAGAGUCUGAAAAAUGUCUUGUGGACAGCCUGAUGCAGACAUCAAACACUCGAGGUUCCAUCUUGAUAGCCCUUCUUCUGAAGCAGCCUUUGGUCCCAGGGUCGUCUGUUGGGCUGUGUCACCUCCUGAGCAGUGGCUCCGAGGCUCCCACCGGCGCCCUCGCUCAGCCACUGGGGUUUGGCAGUACCUUAACUGGGAUUUCAAGCCUCAGGAGCACAGGUUCUCGCGAUGGGUCAUUUCCCCUCUCGGACCUUAGAGAAGCCCAGAACCUGGCACUUACUGGACUGAAUAUGAUCGCCAGGGAUGAAGGCUCGUGUGACGGGGACCCAGCCGAGGGGGGCAGGACGGCGUUCCCACUCUGCCAGUUUCCUGGAGCUGUGCAUCUCCUGCCCCUGGUGCAGUUCUUCAUCGGCCUACACUGCCAAGCCCUGCAGGAUUCGUCAGUCGCCAAGAGGAGCGGGAUCUCUGGGGACUCACCAGCGCAGUCUUCCCGCGUGAGCUCCAGGGUAGAAGCCAGUGCUGAGGAUUCGCUCUGCCACCUGGAGAACCUCUGUGUGGCCUCACUGAGUGUCCUCCAGCACCUGGUGUGCCACAGCGGAGCCGUCGUCAGCCUGUUACUGUCAGGAGUGGAGGCCGAUUCUGCUGCUGGCGAGGGAAACCCCAGCCUGGCUUCCCUUGGGGCUGGGACAUCAACCCCUGGGGAGCUUGCCGACCACCAAGACCAGCAUCCGCUUCUGAAGAUGCUUCUCCAUCUGUUGACGUUGUCUUCUGCAGCACCAGGUCACCUUCAAGCCAAUGUCCUCAGCCAGUGCCUGCAGGUGUUGGUGAAAUCAGCUGAAAACUCUCCCUUUGACCUCUUGCCCAGGCAGCGAGCAUGUCCUCAGGUGAGGAUUAAAAAGAGAAACCGGAAACCACUGUGGUAUAUAAAGACGGAUGUUGCAUGCAGGUUCCAGAGCGUGUUCCCCAUGCUGCCGCGGUGCCUCGGCCCAGAGACGCCUCUGCCCAGUGUGCUGCUCACCGUCGAGCUCCUGUCCCUCCUGGUGGACCGCGGGGAUCUCGUGCCUCAGCUCUGCUCCCACUCAGAGGGGUGCCUCCUCCUACUGCUGUAUAUGUACAUCACGUCGAGGCCUGACAAAGCAGCCUUGGACAGACAGUGGCUGCAACUGGAACAGGAGGCCGUGUGGCUCCUGGCUAAGCUUGGUGUGCAGAGCCCCUGCUCCCCGGUUACUGGCUCCAACUGCCAGUGCAACGUGGAGGUGGUCAGAGUGCUCACUGUGAUGCUGCACAGGCAGUGGCUGACAGUGCGGAGGGCGGGCCGGGCCCCCUGGACCGCGCAGCAGAAGCGGACGGUGCGCUGUCUGAGGGACGCGGUGCUGCUGCUGCACGGCCUGUCCCAGAAGGACAAGCUCUUCGCCGUGCACUGCGUGGAGGUGCUGCAUCAGUACGACCAGGUGAUGCCCGGGGUCGGCACGCUGAUUCGAGCGCUUCCAGACGUGACCGACUGUGAAGGUGAGCUGGCAGGAGGCACCUGCCCUACCCCAGCCCACCUGUGGUGUUUUCCCUGAAGUUCAAGGACAAGGCAGACUUGCUGGUGCAGUCCUCCAUCCUCCACAACCUUGGCCAGCACUGGGUUUUUAAUCUCCCUGCUCCCAUUCUCUGAGCGUGUCCAGUUGCCUUUUGCUCCUGUCUGUUGGGUCGGCCCAGCAGAGCCACGGUUUUUCCAGAAACAUCCCUGUCUGAAUUGCCUUUGUAUCACUUUGCUUGCAGUAGCUGAGGGAGCAAGGCCUGGGCGUGGAAGGGACUGGUUAGUUACCGUGAGUGUGGGGGAGGGGAGGGAGGCCGUCCCCC